Molecule: messenger RNA, 1414 nt
Organism: Metschnikowia bicuspidata var. bicuspidata NRRL YB-4993
Lineage: Eukaryota; Fungi; Ascomycota; Pichiomycetes; Serinales; Metschnikowiaceae
Exons: 1
Coding region: 494-1054 (186 amino acids)
Source: RefSeq, a predicted model, not a curated record
AGAGAAUCUCGCCUUAUGCUACUACUGAGCCGUAUUCUUAGAAGUUCGUGUAAUGGAGGAACCUGAAAAUAAAGAAUGGGAAAUCUUUCCCCAAAACAGUGGAUUUCCAAAGACGAUUACCCCACUGCACGCAGAAAAAAAUGGGCGUAUACGAAGGGUUGGAGCGAAGCCUUCUAUUUACGUUUGCCCAAAACAAAAGCCAACUGUUCUCAGAGGCCGGUCACGAGUAGCCUUUUGUGGAUUUCGUAAGAGAAAUCUGCUACGAGCACAAGGAAAGAACCAUCCAGAAAACCAUGAAAAAUCAGUACCUGGCGGGUUGCAAAACGCACCCAAAAAAGUCUCCUUUAGCAAUAAUAUCCAGACAUUUGACGAAAAAUAUGUAAGCUCUCGGCGAAGCUCAUUCAAAAUGUUUUUCAAGCUGGCACUUAAAGUAGAAACACGAGAUGGAACCCAGAAUAACCAACAGAAAGAACCGGAUGAUACAAAUAAUUUAAUGACGUUUAACCCAAGUAGAGGUAAAACUUCAUCUCCCAGUAAUUCUCAAAGAAAGCAUUCAAGUUUGAGAAAUAUUUCUUCCGGAAUCAAAAGCUUUGUACUCAGGGAUGACAAAGCUCCCAAGGAGCCAGACAACAAAGAGUCAGUAAGCCGGCUUGCGAUAGUUGAGCAGAACACGCGGCACCACGGUAUAGUGACUAUACAAGCAAAAUGUAAAGGAAAGCGAAGUCGAUUUAAAAACUUCCAAAUGGACCCAGUUCCAGAAAGCCACGAGUCUGCACCUGAGGCACCGCUACUCGAAGAUCUUUCCGUGGUAGAGAGCAAAAUUCACUCAAAAACGGUUAGAAGCAACAGACCUUCAUCGAGGCCGAUGCAAACCCCGGCAGAAAAUACGACUCCAAAGAAAUGUACAGAGUUGCGUGAGGCAAAUGUCACAUCGAUCGACUUGGCAGCUCGAACAGAUCACAGGACAAUUCCAAAGGUCAAAAAGUACCCGAGACACUUUCCUUUUAAGAAUGGAAAGCUUGAACAGACUACCAAAGCCUGGAAAGACUACUGAGAGCCUACCAAGACUACUGAUUGCCGAACAUCUUUUGGUAUAGUAUUGAAAUACUAACAAGUCAGUAAAGAUAUUUUGGGUCUUGAUAGAUGCCUCGGGUAUUGUAUUUGAAAACGUAUUUGCUUUUUUAUAAUAGAGAAAUGAGUGGACUUGGCACAGUUGUCACUCAACCCGGAUCUCAAUAUUUCUAGCGGCAAACAUCGCUCAUGAUGACCGCAAAUUACAAGAAAAUCGGUACCUUUAGGAAUUAGACAAAUUCCUGGUUCAAUGAGUCUGUGGGCGAGCCUCUCAAAUUUUAAUAUUUUAUAGUUUGUACAAAUGUUGAGGUGCGUUUGUUGGAGAUGUUCACUCUCACUACUA